Messenger RNA from Pichia membranifaciens NRRL Y-2026, 740 nucleotides. RefSeq lists its product as hypothetical. Gene Ontology annotation, molecular function: structural constituent of ribosome; mRNA 5'-UTR binding; small ribosomal subunit rRNA binding. The transcript has 2 exons. NCBI's taxonomy places the organism in Eukaryota, Fungi, Ascomycota, Pichiomycetes, Pichiales, Pichiaceae. Gene Ontology annotation, cellular component: cytosolic small ribosomal subunit; ribosome. Gene Ontology annotation, biological process: maturation of SSU-rRNA from tricistronic rRNA transcript (SSU-rRNA, 5.8S rRNA, LSU-rRNA); ribosomal small subunit assembly; translation. The record is from RefSeq and is a predicted model, not a curated record. The coding region runs from base 237 to 665 and encodes 142 amino acids.
ACGCACCGCACGCAAACCCGCUUGCUCGCUCCCGGCGAACCUUUUUCCUCGCUCUCGCUGUCUCCUCCUACUGGUUCUGGUUCUGGCUCUGGUGCGCCUGCUGGCUGUCACACUGUGGGAGAGUCGCUGCCUCUGACGAGAAGAAAAUUAUUCACCUUCAUAUAUUGCUGGACGGUUGUAACAUACCCCAUCAUAACAAAGGAGCAGCGUUAUUAGACCUUCCUCACACAUCAACAAUGGCUACUGAAAACGUUACUCUUGGUCCACAAUCACAAGGCACCUCUGAGGUGUUCGGUGUUGCGCACAUCUACGCUUCUACCAACGACACCUUCGUCCAUGUUACCGAUUUAUCCGGUAAGGAAACUAUCGCCAGAGCAACUGGUGGUAUGAAGGUCAAGGCCGACAGAGACGAAUCCUCCCCAUACGCUGGUAUGUUGGCUGCCCAAGACGUUGCCGUCAAGUGUAAAGAAGUCGGUAUUACCGCUGUCCACAUCAAGUUAAGAGCUACCGGUGGUACCAGAUCAAAGACCCCAGGUCCAGGUGGUCAAUCCGCUUUGAGAGCUUUGGCUAGAUCCGGUUUGAAGAUCGGUAGAAUCGAAGAUGUCACCCCAAUCCCAUCUGACUCCACCAGAAAGAAGGGUGGUAGAAGAGGUAGAAGAUUAUGAUUGGUUUUAAAUUUAUUUGCCUAUACUUUUAAAAUCUUUUCUUCUCUGCUCAAUAUCAGCUUCAAUACAUUUUUU